Molecule: messenger RNA, 669 nt
Organism: Triticum urartu
Lineage: Eukaryota; Viridiplantae; Streptophyta; Magnoliopsida; Poales; Poaceae
Source: RefSeq, a predicted model, not a curated record
AGAGAGAGAGAGAGAGAGAGAGAGAGAGAGAGACGAGCCAACCCCUUGUGCUCUGCUUAGAGCUUGGCCGGAGGAUGGCGCCCCCAGAAGUAUCAUCCGGUGAAUCGGAAGAUAGUUUCCGAGUCGCGCUAGACAUCGAUGAUAUCCCGGUGGUGCACCAAAAGCCACGUCGAGAGUCGCGGUCGCCAUCGACAGAUUCGCCCGUUUCAGACGCUGAAGAGAAUGAUUCUGCCGCAGCAAGGCGGAAGAAGGAGAAGAAGCGGAGGAGGGAGGAGAAGGAGCAGAAGGAGAUAGACAAGAAGAGAGAGAGGAGGAGGAGGAGGAAGGAGAAAGAGAGAGAGGAGAGGGAGAGAGAGGAGGAGAGGAGGAAGAAAGGGAAGCGAUCCUAGCUAGUAGCUCAUGCAGCUGUCUUGCAUCCUUUGUAUCAGGUCUCGUAGACUUCAACUUGGUGCCCCAUGCGCACUCGUUUGUAUCAGGUCGUAGAGUUCAACUUGGUGCCCCAUGCACACUCGUUUGUAUCAGGUCGUAGAGUUCAACUUUGUGCCCCCAUGGACACUCGUUUGCAUCAUGUUCAUGUAGACUUUAACUUGGUGCUAUCUUGUAACCCUAAGGAAUUGUUUGGUUCAUGUGCUAUUUCAUUUAUUUCCUACCAAUGAGGAUACCAGUUUA